UUAGGUGGAGGCCGCGCCCGGAGGGGAGGAGUCGGGGCCGGCCCAGCGGCUGGGCUUGGCCGGGCUACACAAGGCCCCCCAGGACCGACUUGGCUCUUCCUCACGUAUCAGGGCCGAAUCCCUUUUCUGACUGACCCCGCUUCGCGAGCAAACGCCAGCUCCGUGACGUCACAGCCCUGCCCAUCCCCUCUGCUUGAUGUCACCCGGAGUCCCCUUCCUCGCUUCACUAAGUGCUCCCUUUAGUGUCCUGUUCACCUGGUCCCCGGCUGAGCUCCGGCGGCACUGCACAGAACCUGCCAGGCUAGAGACAUGCUGCGAACCCAGCAGUGAUGUGGAGGUGGAGACCCACAGGAGCCCCGGACUUCACCUGAGCUACCUCAGCAGUCACCAAGGGUGGCAAGAAAAGGAAGAAAGCCCUGAGUUGGGGGGGACCAGGAUGCCUGACCGGGACAGCUAUGCCAACGGCACUGGGAGCAGCGGUGGAGGCCCUGGAGGCGGUGGCAGCGAGGAGGCCAGUGGGACAGGGGCAGGCAGUGGCGGGGCCAGCUCAGAUGCUAUCUGUAGAGACUUCCUGAGGAAUGUGUGCAAGCGAGGCAAGCGUUGCCGCUAUCGCCAUCCGGACAUGAGUGAGGUGUCCAACUUGGGGGUGAGCAAAAAUGAGUUCAUCUUCUGCCAUGACUUCCAGAACAAGGAGUGUAGCCGCCCAAACUGCCGAUUCAUCCAUGGCUCCAAGGAGGAUGAGGAUGGCUAUAAAAAGACAGGAGAGCUUCCCCCUCGGCUGAGGCAGAAAGUGGCAGCCGGCCUGGGCCUUUCACCAGCUGACCUACCAAAUGGGAAGGAGGAGGUCCCUAUCUGCCGUGACUUUCUCAAGGGUGAUUGCCAGAGAGGCGCCAAGUGCAAGUUCCGUCACCUGCAGCGGGAUUUUGAGUUUGAUGCCCGGGGUGGAGGAGGUGCUGGUGGUGGGGGCUCAACAGGCCCAGUUCCCCCAGGACGACGUCAUGACCUCUAUGAUAUCUACGACCUCCCUGACAGGGGCUUUGAGGACCAUGAGCCAGGCCCCAAGCGCCGGCGAGGUGGAUGCUGCCCCCCAGAUGGCCCCCAUUUUGAAUCAUAUGAAUACAGCCUGGCUCCACCCCGAGGGGUGGAGUGCAGGCUGCUAGAGGAAGAGAAUGCCAUGCUCAGGAAGCGGGUAGAGGAGCUAAAGAAGCAGGUCAGCAACCUUCUGGCCACCAACGAGGUACUGCUGGAACAAAAUGCCCAGUUCCGCAAUCAGGCCAAGGUCAUGACCCUGAGCUCCACUGCACCAGCAACUGAGCAGACUCUGGCCCCCACCGUGGGCACUGUCACCACUUUUAACCAUGGCAUCGCCCAGACUCACACUACUCUCAGCAGCCAGGCUCUACAGCCUCGCCCCGUGUCGCAGCAAGAACUGGUGGCCCCUGCGGGAGCUCCAGCUGCUCCCCCAGCUAAUGCUGCACCGCCUGCCGCUCCACCACCCCCACCCCCACACUUGAACCCAGAGAUCACGCCACUGUCGGCUGCUCUGGCUCAAACAAUUGCCCAGGGAAUGGCACCCCCACCUGUCUCCAUGGCUCCUGUGGCUGUAUCUGUGGCUCCUGUGGCUGUAUCGAUGGCCCAGCCCUUGGCAGGAAUCACAAUGAGCCACACCACCACUCCCAUGGUGACUUACCCCAUCGCCUCCCAGAGCAUGCGUAUCACAGCCAUGCCACACUGAUGGGGCUAAUGGACACUCCCCUGGUAUAGCCUCCCAGGGCUGGGGUCGAGGGGCCCUUACCUACCCACUCGCCUAGCCCUCCCAGGCCCUGUCCGAAGGGCUCACUCAUGAACUAGGACAAGAGAGACUACAAGGAGUUUGCUUCUGAGCAGGGGUUGGGUUGGUGUGUUUUCUCUCACCUCCCUUUUAUGAGGGUCCUCUUGUCCAUCUUCCUUCCAGCCUCACAGAGGGGGCUUGCAUAGGAGUGCAGACUGAAGCCAGCAGAGGAAGGACUGACUGAGGGGCUAUGUGUUCUCUGAUGGGAAUUUGGGGGACAUCGUUGGUCUUGUCCUCUCUUCUGCAUGGCACAGGUUCCAGCACUGGCUUUGGAAGAAAAAAAUACCCUGCCCAGAGGGGAAGCCAGGAAAGAUUGGGAAGUGGGUGGCCAGGAGAGAAGGCCUGAUAGAAGCCAUCAGACAAUUUGGGGCCUAGCUGAGUUGGACAAUACAGGAACUGCUCCUGGGCCCAUGGGAAGGCGGGGACCAUAGUACUCCAGCCCAAAGACUAGGAGAGCAUUCAUUACCUUGGCUUGGCCUGGACAUCCAUAGGGCAGGGCCCACCAUGUUCCAAAGAAAUAAAAAAAUAUAUUUUUAACAAAUGGAGGCAGUGAAAACUUGCUUAGAUAUUCUGCGUGGAAGAUGGGAGCAGUAAAUAGAUCUGCCAAAAUGAAAUAAAGACCCCACUUUCACAUAGUAGUAAGGAUGGAUGGAGGCCAGUGAAGAAGGGUAGGGACCCAGAACAAGAUCAGAUGGGGCUUUGGGGAAGGUACUCUGUGAGGUAAAAACAUUGGAGCCACCUAGUCUUGUUUAAAAAUAGUCCCAUUUGUUUUGGUUUCUAUUUGCACAUACUAUUCCCAGGUUGCCUUAGUAACCAGGGCUCCUAGGGUCAUUUAGGGGGCAGGUACUAAGAAGGGUGGAUGUGCUGGGAAAUGGGAAUGGGAUAUGUAUCAACAGAUCCUUCCCUUAUUCAAACAGAGCAGGGCAGGUGGCAGUUGCUCUCUGAGUUGACAGCAGUUGAUGUAACUCCUACCCCAUCCCUUCCUCAGUCACCAGUGCCUUAAGCCUUCAAGGCUUAAGAGGUGCUGGGGAAAGGAGAGUUCUUCUGGGGACACAAGCCUCAGGGUUCGUCCCUUUCUUCCCUCUGCCUCCACAUAGAACCACAGAGGUUUUAAAUCCAAUUAAGAGUCAGUAAGGCCAAGGGUCCCAGUAGCCAAACCUCAGUUCCUCCUCACCUCAUGGCUGAUGGAGGGGAAACAACUCAGGUGUCUAGUCUAUGGGACAAUGGAUUUGGGGGUAGAGAGAGUGAUCCUGGUUUGUUCUUUCCCCAUCAUAUCUCCUGCUACCUCUUGCUCUCUUGUCUGGUUGAUCACUCAGGUUACACCUGGGGUUGGAGAUGGUGGGCUAGGUCAAGGCCAGUCAUUUAAAAAAAAAGGUGGGGGGGGGGGUUGCGGCACGAAUGACUAAAAAUGGGCAAAUACUGAAAUAUUGUUUGUGGAUUCUAGAAACCACACAUUGAUAAGCCUAAUGUUGAUUUUCUGGCACAAUUCUGGUUUAUUAAAAGAGAUGGUUUAUGAGCAUUUAGACAAAUGUGAUCAUAGAUAUCAACAUGAAUUAAUCCUAGCCAAACCCUGACAAGCUAACUUUAUUAUUUUUUUGCCAAGUAUCUCUAAAGAGGUAGAUUUGGGAAACUGUGGAGGUCGUAUGUACUUUAUUAACGUGCUCUAGCUAAAGACCACCAGGAAUACACCUGCAGUUGAACAAGUUGGGUUUAAUGCUCAUUGCAGUGAUGGAGAGAGGAUGCCAUUUGGAACCACGGUGUGUCUUGCAAGAGGGUGUUAGAAAGGACCCUACAGGACUUGAACUUCAUUAAGUGAGUUGGGGGAAGGUUCAAGGAAGUGGAGCUUCACUCUAAAUUGAGUGCUGUCAGGGGAGCAGGGAAAAUUCUAUAAUUGCGUAUCUUUAUCUUAUCUAGAAAAAGGGCAGUCUAAAGUGAAGCUGAAGCUGCAUUAGCUGGGAGAGGGGGAUGUUUGGUGUUUUGUGGUUUGCACACUGACCUUGUCUAGUGCUUAAACAAAAUUGGGAAGUGAUCUUGUUUUUUGCCUCACUUCAUCACAGUCACUGAGUACUCUUGUCUGAUAUUGGUGUUUUGUGAGAUUGUUUGUGUUCAACAGUACCUGUGAGCCCAGGUCAGCUCCUAAUAAUUCCAAAGCCUAGCUGUGUCAGGCCAGUUCCCAGAUGUCAGGAACUGCUUUCCUCUUUCUCACCUGCUAAGUCAUUGCAGAUAAGAGAAUAAUUAUGAGUCAGUUAAUAGUAGAGUUUGAUGGAAUCAAAACUGAACAUUUGUGCCUAGUAAAUGUUGAUUAGCAUAUUCAUGUUAGAGAAAUCUCUAGUCUCUAGUGAUAUACCCAAGGGCUAUGUUUUUUUUUUUAAUUGUAUAAAAAUAUGAAAAGCCCAGUUACCAACAGUAACACAAGGAAACACUAAGUAAUAUGGAAAUUGUCUGUAACUUGUAUUGACUAAAUUAAUCCAAAGGGUCCAUUUGGAUUGACCGACCUUCCCUCUAAAAAUUGCUUGAGCCUGUCUGAGAAACAAAUGCAGAGAUCUAUAUUAGCAAUAAUUCAUGUGAGAACAACAUGGGACUUCCAAUUGGCUGCAAAAAUUAAAAUCUUAUUCUUCAUAAUAUGUCAGUUAAUAAAUAUCAAGAGGCUGCUAUGUUCUAGGCACCUUUCUAGAAACUCCAUAAGGGUAAAAGAACCAUAGUUGUGCAUUGUAAAUAUAGUAGUUCUACCACGUCUAUCUGAGUGGAACCAGUUCUAAAGUAUUGUGUG
Messenger RNA from Balaenoptera musculus (blue whale), 4601 nucleotides. It is a transcript of the gene ZC3H10, whose product is annotated as zinc finger CCCH-type containing 10. The transcript has 3 exons. Gene Ontology annotation, molecular function: metal ion binding. Bases 197 to 1735 code for a protein of 512 amino acids. The record is from RefSeq and is a predicted model, not a curated record. NCBI's taxonomy places the organism in Eukaryota, Metazoa, Chordata, Mammalia, Artiodactyla, Balaenopteridae.